This is a messenger RNA of Acanthoscelides obtectus, 453 nucleotides long. NCBI's taxonomy places the organism in Eukaryota, Metazoa, Arthropoda, Insecta, Coleoptera, Chrysomelidae. The record is from the annotation of a GenBank genome assembly.
UGUAGUUGUAUUUAAUGGUGUCAUCAAAUAGCGUUUAACAGGAUAACCUUUGUCAUCAACCAACAAAGAGUUUCCAAAGUGACCUGAUUCAAAUUGUGUACAGAGCUGAGAAUUUCUGAAAAUGUAUGAAUAUGGAAAAAAAACUGCUUUCGAUUUCUGAAGAGCUCUGCAUGGCUUCCUCCGGGAGAAACAAUUUUUAUAUGCGUGCAGUCAAUUGCACCUAUGCAUCGAGGAAACCUAGCUAUGUUAUAAAAGGAUUGCUUUGCUCUGGUAAGAGCCUCGGGAGUGUCCGGCAUUUUUAUGUAAUUACUUCUUUUACUCGCUAGUACUUUCGAGACUCUUCGGACUUUUUUGGAUGCAGUUGAUUUGGAAACCCCAGCAAAAUCUCCAGCAACAGUUAAAAAACUUCCAUUGGCGUAAUAGCGCAGUGCUAACAACAGCUGCUGUUGGGGC